Messenger RNA from Trichoderma citrinoviride, 1029 nucleotides. RefSeq lists its product as hypothetical. The transcript is spliced from 2 exons. NCBI's taxonomy places the organism in Eukaryota, Fungi, Ascomycota, Sordariomycetes, Hypocreales, Hypocreaceae. Gene Ontology annotation, molecular function: 8-oxo-dGDP phosphatase activity. The record is from RefSeq and is a predicted model, not a curated record. Bases 1 to 1029 code for a protein of 342 amino acids.
AUGUCGAAGAGUUAUCUUGAGCUGAUUGCAGAGACGGACCAGUUUCCAUACGAUGACGAUCAGACGGUCGAGGCCAAGGCCCUGCGUGACGGCUUGUUCAAGCUACUGUGGGAAGAUGAAGACGGCCAAUAUGCCAUCGGCUACGUCCGGGACUGGGUCAUCGAUGAGCUGUCCAGAACGCCGCAAGACAUACGGGGCGACAUGCGCCUAAACACAUCCGACCGGACCGUCAUGCUGUUCUAUACACCAAAGACGGAAGAAGAGCGAACCCGUGCCGUCACCGCGCUGACUGGCUAUUGGCGUGAGAAGGGCAUCUUCAAGUCACUCAAGGGCUGGCGCAACGAGCUUUGGCCGGUGUAUGAUCGAAAGGGGGGGCUCAUCUUCAGCGUGGAGAGGGCUGCCAUGGGCCUCUUUGGCACUGCACGGUAUGGCGUGCACAUGGUUGCCUACGUCCAGCAUCCAACCGCCCCCUACGGCAUCAAAGUCUGGGUGCCAAAGCGAGCAGCCGACAAGUCAACCUUCCCCGGCAUGCUGGACAACACCGUGGCUGGCGGUCUGAUGACGGGCGAGGACCCCUUUGAGUGCAUCAUCCGAGAGGCAGACGAAGAGGCGAGCCUCCCCGAUGCUCUGGUCCGCGGCAGUGCUGAAUGGGUUGGUAAUGUCACCUACAUAUACAUCACCGAGGCGAAGCACGUUGGAGAGGAUGGCUACAUUUACCCCGAGUGCCAAUGGGUCUAUGAUCUCGAGCUACCUGCCGACGUCGUGCCCCUUCCAAAAGAUGGCGAGGUCGAAGAGUUUCGGCUGUGCGACGUGGACGAGAUCAAGAGGGACUUGCGGGCCGGGAAAUUCAAGCCCAAUUGCGCACUGGUCAUGAUCAACUUCUUCAUCCGCCAGGGCAUCCUGACCGAGGCCAACGAGCCUGAAUUGGCUGCCAUCCAGGCAAGAAUGCACCGAGAGCUUCCCUUUCCCGGCCCGCAUCAGAAGGAUUGGCCUGGCUCAGUGGCCAAGCAGGCGGCUAAAGCAACAUAG